Molecule: messenger RNA, 2627 nt
Organism: Acanthaster planci (crown-of-thorns starfish)
Lineage: Eukaryota; Metazoa; Echinodermata; Asteroidea; Valvatida; Acanthasteridae
Product: protein crumbs-like
Molecular function (GO): calcium ion binding
Source: RefSeq, a predicted model, not a curated record
UAGGGAGGGGUUACAUGACGGCUUUGUAUUCGUUUUGGCAAUUCGGGUGAUUACACUCAAUAUCGUUUCAUUAGGCACGGCGGAACUACCCCUGUAAAGAAGUCGGUGGUGUCACCGUGCAAUUUUGGUUACCAUCAUGACCACCAUCUUGCCCAUUAUUUUCCUCCUCCAAUUUAAGUCCGUGGAUGGCUUGCCAGUUUUCUCUCCCGCACCCAUUUUCCUAUGAUUUAGUAGUAACCGAUAUCAGUACAAGCAUGCCAUUUCCAAUUGUUCCCGAUAACUCCCGAGGUAUACCAGCAAUAAGUUUGCUACAUGGUGUACUAUACCCAUCAGGCUUCAAAUUGUGGAUAGGACCACACGCGACACGCCUAGCGUGCUCAUUAAUUUAAGUGCAGCUGUGUUCUCGCCAUGCCCUCGUUUCGUUGACUUUUAAUUAAGUAUCAACAAAGACCUGCAUAUUAAGUCCGUCCCUCAAGAGCUAUACCUUCUCUAGAAAGUCGGCGACUCUCCUCCCCUCCGUUUCCCGGAAAUAUAAUCUUCAAACCCGACGAUCUUGCGAAUGUUUGCAACAUAGUUUUCACGGGCUUAUUACAAACACUUCAGACAGCGAAAAACGUGAACACGAUUAAGAACUUUGGAAACAAUGACUCACAUGCCACUCACAUCGUUUGUAGCUGAAGUUAAAUUGUUCGCCAAAAAGAUAUUUCUGCUCUUGAAAUGAAUAUUAGUACAUUUUGUGGAAGAGCAUUCAGUUUCCCGAAGCAGAAGGCCACAUUUACCAAAUGUUAGACCUAUUUGAAAACGACCUUCGAUAUUUACAUUCCACAUUGUAAAACUGGAAAUAAUAAAAGCACAACAUAUUUUCAGCUUGAUGAGGCCUUCCUGUAUUUCUGGCAAUUCACUCUACUUGCAUGAAUGAGCUCACCCCAUGAACUCUCGAUGCAUAAAGCAUCGCAACCGGCAGUCGAUUUCUAUCGCCUUUACCAACAAGGCUAUGAAAUAAACGCUGUAGUUCGAGGUGAGGCGAACGAUUCUGCGUGAAUUUAAUCUUGUAACAUUUCCUUGUGCAGUUUUUGGUCUGCUAAGUGCGGUUUUAAAAAGUUGGAUGGUUUAAAUGACAAGUCGAUCGACAACAUUGUAUGUGGUUGAAUUACGAUUACAGCACUCACAUGUAUACCAUGAUUUGGUUUGGAUGAACCUCUCGAUAGGUAUUAGAAACAUGUGGUUCAACACCAGGAGAAAAGAUAACUCAGUUUGCCCAUGCAGUUAGAAAAUAACAUGGGUUCCAUUGUACAGAAAGUGGUGUCGUUGUUUAUCUGCGCAUGUCUGGGACCACUUUGUAAUGAUCCAGCCUACAGCUUGGACUGGUCAGAAGAUGACAUAAGCAACUCCACCCACUGCCAGUGUAUAGAGGAAUUUGACGGUCCUCUCAGUGAACAAAGAGUAACCCAAAACAAUGCGAGUUGUGUCCAGUGUGAGUGUGCACCGGAUAGCCACUGUGAAAUCAAGUUACCAGACUGUGCCAGCAACCUGUGCCAAAACAAUGCAACUUGCCAGGAUCAAGACCACAGCUGUGAGUGCUACUUCAACUGCACCAAUGCUGUUUAUAAUGGUACCAUCAGCUAUCUAUGUGAUUGCUCCGCUGGCUUCAGCACCAUCUGCGAGCUGAAAAUCAACUGGUGUAGCAGCAAUUGCACCAGUACAACAGACACAUUUCUUUGCAGUUGUGGAAUGGGAUACACAGGCACGUUCUGUGAAAUCAAGUUACCAGACUGUGCCAGCAACCUGUGCCAAAACGGAGCGACGUGCCAAGAUCUAGACUAUGGCUACAAGUGUCACUGUGCUGAUGGUUACAGCGGUGAUGACUGUGAGACUGACAUUGAUGAGUGUGCUGUGGAGCCGUGUGAAAACGGUGGCAAUUGCACCAAUGCUGUCAAUGAUUUUAUUUGUAACUGCACCGGCACUGAUUACCAUGGAAACACCUGCUCUGACAUUGAUCAUGAAAACACCACAAUCAACCCACAUCUCAACAACACCAGUACCAACAUACCAGGAUCUGAUCAGGCCAUCAAGCCAGCUCUGAUUGUUGGAAUAGUGGGCGGGGCAGUUGUCAUUAUCAUCAUCAUCUUGGGCAUCUUCCUCAUCAAAAUCAAGAAGAGGAGGUCUGCCAGAGGCACUUACAACCCCAGACUUCACGAGAUGUCUAGGGGCAGGGUAGUAAUGGAUGACAUCCUCAAAUUGCCUCCGCAAGAGAGGCUCAUAUAAAAGCUAUGUACUUAUCAACCUCGUUCCGAUGAUGUUGAACCCUAUUUGACUUCAGCUGGAACAAGUUGUUCUGCUGGGAACACAUGUUCCAGAAUUUGUAUCCUUGUGAAGAGGAUGCUUUGUUCUUGUGUGUCUGCACAAGGCACUUUAUUUCAGCUCAGCAGUACCUGCACAAUUGGACUGGGGAAGAUUCUGAAAUGCCCCACUUGAAAGUGUUGAGUAAGUUAAAGCCCCAGUCAAGCUGUGAAGAUCUUAAAUGCAACUGGAAUGCUGUCUUUUUAACGACUUCCUGCCGGGGACUCCGGGAAUCAGAGACGUAUGCUUUAUAUGCGUGAACGGGGUCUCCGAACUCGUACAAAGGA